This is a messenger RNA of Salvia splendens (bonfire salvia), 318 nucleotides long. RefSeq lists its product as uncharacterized. The coding region runs from base 1 to 318 and encodes 105 amino acids. The transcript has a single exon. The record is from RefSeq and is a predicted model, not a curated record. Lineage: Eukaryota; Viridiplantae; Streptophyta; Magnoliopsida; Lamiales; Lamiaceae.
AUGGAGACGAAGCAAUUCAGCCACCAACACCCCCUAGCUUUCCAUCAAGUCCACCAAGGCUCCCAAACCCACUGCUCCGGCUGCAAAUCCCCCGCCACAGGCAACGUCUACGCGUGCUGGCAAUGCAGCUACUUCCUCGACGAGCACUGUUUCCACGCAACGCGCUCCCUCCGCCACCCCUCCCACCCCCUCCACCCCCUCUCCCUCGUCCCUCUUCCCACCUAUCCAUCCGCCUCCUUCUGCAACUCCUGCAGCCUCCCCGGCGACGGAUUCUCCUACUGCUGCGCUGCCUGUGAUUUUGACAUCCACGUCCACUGA